CACCCCGCGCCGCCGCCGAUCUUCCCGUGCCCCUCUUGCUCCACACUGCAGCCCGUCUCGCGGCCCACCUCGGCGCUGCAUGGUCGUCGCCGUCUCGUCCGCCUCGCCGCUCCGCCCGCCGUCUGGCUCGCGCGGCAUGAAGCGCUCGCACGCCGCCGUCGCCGCCGCCUCGUCGCCCAAGCUCGAGGGCAGCGACGGCGAGCCGGCGCCCGUGGCACGCAUGGCGCAGCCGCUGCGCUCGGCACUGGCGUCCAGCAGCAGCAGUGGCGGCGGCGGCGGCCUGCUCAAGCUCGAGGAUGCCAAGCCGCCGGGCCUGGCGCCCGCCAGCCCGCGCGGCAGCAUGAAGCUCGCCAGUGCGGCCAACCCGCAGUACCGCAAGGGCAUGUACGUCGCCUACGUCAAUAACGUCUUUGAGGAGCGUGCGCGCGGCAACGAUGCGCCAUACCACGAUCUCAUCUCGCAGUUCCGCUCGCCCGCCUCGUCCUCCAUGGGCGCCUCCGCUUCCUCUUCCUUGCUCUCCUGGCUCUCUGCGACGACGCACGUCGUCUCGAGUCUCGAUCGCCGCCACUCUGCACUGGUAGACGCCAUCCUCUCCCUGCCCUGGACCAGUCUCGGCGGCGAGAGCUUCGCACGCGCCUGGAUCCGCUUCGUCUGCGCCCUCGUCUCUGCGCGCGCAGAGUGGACGGGGGAUGUGUGCAAGCGGGCAGUCAAGGGUCUUGGCUUUCGCUCCGACUGGCGUUCUCUUGCCCUCACGCCCGCGCCACCGCGGCGUCAGAUGUACGCGCGCGUGCACACGCUCCUGCGCUCCUUGCUGGCGCUCGUGCCUUCCUUGCCGGCACAGCUGGCGCCUCUGCUGGUGCAGCACUUCCCGCACAAGCGCGAAGGGCGCGCCGCACACGUCGUCUACGUGCGCAACGCACUCGAGGUGUGCUCGUAUGCGGGAGAGCUGGCAGAGACGGUGUUGCUGUGCGUGGUGGAUCGGGCGAUGCAGCUGGAUGUCGAAAUCCAGGUCGAGCUCGACGAGCUAGAAGAGGAGGAUGAUGGCGCGACAACGAAUGGACUGGACGAGGAUCCCUUCGAGGCGGCGCUCGAGGGCCAGUCCGACUCCGACUCGGACUCAGACGACGGCGGCGACGAUGGCGGACUGGACGACCUCUCUGACGACGACUCCGAGGGCGGCGGCCUCGUAAGCGAGACGGAUGCCGAGAAGCGUCUCUCUGCGGUGCGCGAGCUCGUUGCCAAGCUCGACGGCAUCAUGGCCGUCGUCUUCAAGCAUCUCGAGGAGCAGAAUGCGCGCUACGAAGACAUAGCAAAGGGCGGCAACGGGCUGCUGGGGCGCGCGCGCAGAGGCUCGCUCGAAGGCGACAACAGCCCGUCUGCGUCGCCCGCACGCCAGUCGCCGCAGAGCAAGCCUGCCGCACUGCUGGCGGACCAGCCGACGCCUUCGCGCGCCAUGGCGCUGCGUGGCAACCAGUUCCAGAUGUUGCUCGGCAUCUUCCAGCGCGCCGUGCUGCCGACAUUCAAGUCGCGCCACGUGCAGUUUCUGCUCUUCUGGCACGCCUCGCUCGACUCUGACUUUGCCGAUCUGCUGCUUGGCAUGCUGCUGAGCAAGGCAAUCUACGGCCUCAACGAAGCCGGCGAUUCGCUCGAGGGCAAGGAGCCGACCAUCAUGCGCAUCGUCGCUGCCAGCUACGUGGCUUCGCUCGUCUCGCGCGCCUCGUACAUUGGCGCCACCGACUGUCGAGCCGUGAUGCUCAAUCUCUGCGCUUUCCUCGAUGCCCACCUCGCCGCACAUGCCUCUUCCACACCGCCUCGUCCGGGCAGCGCCCGCGCAACAGAGGCACUCUCGGCGAUCCACGGGCCUCACGCCAUUUUCUACGCCGUCACGCAGGCGGCGUUCUACAUCUUCUGCUUCCGAUGGCGCGAUCUGCGCCUGGAUGCCGACGAGGAGGCCGAGAUUGACGUCGUCUCGUCUGCGCUCGGAGGCGCACGGUGGGCAGAGGGGCUGUCCGUGCUGCAGCGCGCCAUCACCAGUCCCCUCAACCCGCUCGCACACUGCUCGCCCACGGUCGUGCGGCAGUUUGCGGGCGUGGCAGAGCACACGGGCCUGCUGUACUGCUGGAGCAUCAUCGAGAGCAACAGUCGCCGCGGCGGCGCUCGCAGUGGCGCCAACAGCGCCGAGAAUCCCUCGACGCCCAUGGCCGACGAGUCGGGCGGGCUGAAGCAGCUGCAACUGCAGCGCAACCCCAACACGCUGCCCGGCCAGCGCGAGCCUCCGCCAGCACACGCCGUGCAGGAGCUGGACGUCUUCUUCCCGUUCGACCCGUAUCGCCUGCGCCUGUCCAGCCGCUGGGUCGAGCGUCUCUAUCGUUCAUGGGAGGACGUGGCGCCGGAGAGCAUGCGUGAUGAGGAUGAGACGAGCGACGACGAUGACGACGACGACGCCGACGAGUCGGACGCCGACAGCACGGCCGGAGAAGACUCGGCGCCCAACAGUCCCGUGGGCCUGCGCAUCCCCAAGCGCCAGAGCGUCAACGAUGCCUCCGACGAUGCCUUCUCCAAGUCGCUGGAGACCAUGUCGAUCUCGACGUAGCCAGCCCCGCCCGGCCGUCCUCUGCGGCCCCCUGUGCCCUGCAUCUGCCCCUCAAAGCCUCUCUCACUCUCCAGCUCGUCAUU
Tilletiopsis washingtonensis is the source of this 2676-nucleotide messenger RNA. RefSeq names its product RNA polymerase I-specific transcription initiation factor RRN3. The record is from RefSeq and is a predicted model, not a curated record. Lineage: Eukaryota; Fungi; Basidiomycota; Exobasidiomycetes; Entylomatales. The coding region runs from base 80 to 2593 and encodes 837 amino acids. The transcript has 4 exons. Gene Ontology annotation, biological process: transcription initiation at RNA polymerase I promoter. Gene Ontology annotation, cellular component: nucleus. Gene Ontology annotation, molecular function: RNA polymerase I general transcription initiation factor activity; RNA polymerase I core binding.